Messenger RNA from Lutzomyia longipalpis, 1930 nucleotides. Its product is annotated as sialin-like. Gene Ontology annotation, molecular function: transmembrane transporter activity. NCBI's taxonomy places the organism in Eukaryota, Metazoa, Arthropoda, Insecta, Diptera, Psychodidae. The coding region runs from base 81 to 1526 and encodes 481 amino acids. The record is from RefSeq and is a predicted model, not a curated record. The transcript is spliced from 6 exons. Gene Ontology annotation, biological process: monoatomic anion transport; transmembrane transport. Gene Ontology annotation, cellular component: plasma membrane.
AGUUCAUUUCCACCUUUCAAGCUUAAAGUAUACGCGUGUGAUAAAGUCCUUGGAAUAGAAAUUAAUCAUAAGCAGCAGAAAUGGAUAAAGAUACGCCGGAAAUAACGCCUUUCAGGACAUCCGAACGUAUGGAAGAUGCUAAACUUCCCUUCUGGAGGAAACGUCGUUACCACGUUGUAGUCAUGAUCUUCUUGGGAUUCAUCUUUCUCUAUACCCUUCGUGUGAAUCUCAGUGUUGCCGUUGUGGCAAUGACUCAAACACGGAACGUAACGCUGGAAGAUGGUACAGUCGUUGAAGAACAAGGCUUUGAUUGGAAUUCCAAGCAGCAGGGACUUAUCCUCAGUGCUUAUUUCUACGGUUCCAUAACGACACAUCUUCUAGGUGGUUAUUUAGGAACACGUUUUGGUGGUCAUUUGGUAUUUGGCAUAAGUGUUGUGGUUUGUUCAGUAAUGGACUUACUUAUGCCAGUUCUAGCUAAAUCACAUUUAGCAUUGUUUGUUGCAGCUAGGAUAAUUCAAGGAAUUUUCGGGGGCAUAUCCUUCCCGUCCGUGAUGGCUAUUUGGUCAAAAUGGGCUCCUGUUUACGAAAGAUCCUCAAUGGGAAAUGUAACGUACACUGGAAUAUAUAUCGGAGGAAUUAUUGCAUUACUUCUAUCUGGCGUUUUAGCUGUUAAAUGGGGAUGGGAGAGCAUAUUCUACUUCUUCGGCUCAUUAUCAUUUCUUUGGUACAUUGUAUGGAUAUUUGUGGUAAAAGCAAGCCCAGAAGUUGAUCCUUUUAUAACGGAUGCUGAGAAAAGGUACAUCCUCUCCAGUCUUGGGGAUAGUAAGAAGGGAAAGGAUAUCGUACAUCCGUGGAAGGAUAUUUUUACAUCAGCACCCGUUUGGGCAAUUAUUGUGGCCGAUCUUACAGCAAUGUGGGGUACUUUUACUCUCUUAACUCAGCUACCAAUGUUUCUCAGUGAUACUCUGCAUUUUGAUAUGGACACAACGGGAAUUAUGUCGUCUAUUCCCUACAUAGCAUUGGUCUGUAUGUUAUUCGUUGCUGGCUUUCUUGCUGAUUGGAUUCAGGUGAAAGGAUACCUGCGUACAGGACAGAUUCGUCGUUACUUCACUGGUAUUCCUUACCUGCUCCAAAUGGUAUUUAUGUUCCUUACGGCCUACACAACAAAUCCCACCCUCUGUGUUGUCUUCAUCACUAUCGGUACAGCAGUUGGGGCCUUUCCCUGGUCAGGCUACGUAGUUAGUGGUCUGGACAUUGCCCCAAGCCAUGUGUCAGUCAUUACAGGCUUUUGUGGGACACUUUCAACCCUCGCGGGCAUCAUUAGUCCCACCCUAAUGGGAUUUAUUGUUACCGACAAAACACGCGAGCAGUGGCAAAUUGUCUUUUAUAUUUCAGCUGGGAUUUAUUUAUUUGGUGCAAUUUUUAGUUUAAUUUUCAUUAGCGGGAAAUUGCAACCAUGGGCUAAGAUUGAUCAGGAGAAAUUGGCACUAAAAAAGCUAGAAGCAUUAUCUGAUGAGAAAAAUUAAUAAAUAUUUUACAAAAAGUCCUUGCAAGUCACAGAUAAAUAGAUUAAAAUUUCCCCAAUCUCCCCUAUUUUAUACAUACAUAUGUCUAAGAAACACAUAAUGAUGGCCCUUGAAAUAAUGAACUAUUAAAGAUUAAUUAGUCUCAAGUAGGUACUUAAACUUGUCUCUUAUCUGUGUAUUUACUAGGGCAUUUAUGGAACUUUAAUAAAAAAAAUCUUUUAUGUACUUAUAAAAUCCUUGAAUUUAAAGUAAUAAAUUCCCGAAAAAAAUCAAAUUUUUUAUUAGAAAGAUUGGAAACCUUAAAUUAAAAAAAAUUCUAUAUUUAUACAAAAAUCUUUCGUUUAAAAUUAUAUAUCUUUACAUUUGUAAAGUAGAAAGGACUUAACAAUAGAGCUUUUAUCAAA